Heterotrigona itama is the source of this 1703-nucleotide messenger RNA. The record is from the annotation of a GenBank genome assembly. NCBI's taxonomy places the organism in Eukaryota, Metazoa, Arthropoda, Insecta, Hymenoptera, Apidae.
AAGAAUUAUACAAUAGAAAAUUGUAUUGAGCAAGAAAAUGCCAGCUAUAAUUAUUAAAGAUUUUUCUUGGCGUCAAACUUCAGAAUUUGUUAUAUUAAACGUACCUUUGAAAGGCCAUCCAAAAAAGGUUGACUUAUUCGUAAUAGAUAAUUAUGUAAAGAACAAGAAGCAAUAAUUACUUUAUGUAAAGCAAACAUCAGUUUGGAAUGGCCUAUUCUUGAAGUACAAGAUAUUAAUAAUGAUUUUAAACAAGAUUACCGUGCUCAAGCUUUAGAACAUGCUCAAAAACUUGCCAAAGAAAAAAUCAAACUUAAGAGUGAAAAACGACAACAUUUGCAAAAAGAAGCGGUGAAAGAACAACUCAGUGUCAAUACAGCUACAUUAAAUAAAAUAGAUGCGAUACGUGAUGCACAGCGGAAAGAAGCAAUGCAAGAAUUUGAAGACUGGAGAUUAAAAACUGAAGUACCAUUAUUUUCUAACGUUGAAGGGGAAAUACAAGAAAAUAGAAAAGCUUACAAACCACCGUUAAAAUGGUUUAAAGAUGAUGAUAAUAGAUUAAAAUCUCGACUAAUGACCGAAAAAGAAAUAUUUAAUAAUAACGGCACCAUAAAAAAAUUUAAAUCCAAAGCAAUCGAUAAAGGAACAGUUAUAGAAGUACAAUCAGUAAAUACAAAUCAAAAGAGUAAUCUUCAAAUAAAAAUAUCAGAGAAGAAAGAUGACUUCAUUAACAAAAAUGAUGCCAGUUGUUCUGAAGAUUCUGAUUCCGACUCUAAUGUAGAGAAAGCGAUAAAUAAAAAAAAAUUAGAUAUGGUUUAUGAGAAAGAACAAAAAAGAAGACCAGGAUUGGAAGCUGUAAAAGUUGCGAUACAGGGCAAUAUUUUGAAAAGAAAUAACAUAUUUGAAGAACCUUCGAAGUCAGUACCGUUACCGAGAAAAACGGGUACAAUUAACAUUACAUUUUCGGAACGGAAAUUCCCAACGCCGGCUAGGGAAAGCUCUCACGUGGAAGAACAAGAAUGGCUGCAAAAGCAAGCGGAAGCAAGACGUAAAAUUGGUUUUGACGCGGAAGACCUACGAUCAGAGGAACGAGAUCCGCAAUGGUUAAAAGAUAAAGGAGAUGAUUUUUUCAAAGUUGGAAAUUAUCUGGCAGCUAUAAGCGCUUAUACAUAUGGCAUUAAAAUUAGUGAUAAAAUGUCAUCCCUGUAUGUAAAUAGAUCAGCAGCACAUUAUGCAUUGGGGAAUUAUUAUAGAUGUGUAGAAGACUGUUCUAAAGCACUAGAACUAAUGGAACCGAAAUGCGAAAGCAAUCGAGAGUCAAGGGCUAGGUGUCAUGCUCGACGAGGCGCAGCUUUUUGUAAAUUAUCCGCGCCUCAGCAUGGUAUUCCUGAACUACAAGUUGCCCUAGAAUUAACACCGAACAAUGAAAGUAUAAAACAUGACGUAUUAGCUGCAAAACAAUAUUUUAACAUCAAAGAUUAACAAGUAAGUAGGUAAACUAAUUGUUCGGCUAAUUGAAAGAACUCAUGGAACGCUAUUUCUUCGUGUUAUUUUUUUAAAUAAAGCAUCAGAUAUAAAAACAGAAAGUAUUUGAAAAGGAAUUAAACGUAAAAUAUGUUUUCCAAAAACGUUUAUUAAUAUGUUAUUUAAAAAAAAACAUAUGUAAUACUUAUAAAAAUAUCACAGUCAAAAAUCCUGAAGAGUGA